Messenger RNA from Fusarium sp. VM40, 1587 nucleotides. Lineage: Eukaryota; Fungi; Ascomycota; Sordariomycetes; Hypocreales; Nectriaceae. The record is from the annotation of a GenBank genome assembly.
AUGUACGCACAACUCGUAGCUGUACUCACAGCCCUCUCCCUUCUCGCCUACUUCAUCAUCUACCCCAUCUUCACAUACCUCCACGAUGCCAAAGGCCUACGUCGCUACCCCAACUUCCACCCCUUGGCAGGGGUCACAAACCUCCCCUUCGUCCAUGAAGCUGUAAAGGGUUUCCGCUCUCGUACUCUCUAUGAGAUGCACAAGACUCAUCCUGUCAUCCGCACCGGCCCCAACUCUCUCUCCUAUGGCUCUGUUCAAGCCAUCAAGGAUAUCUACGGUCAUGGCACAAAAUGCACAAAGGGCGAGUUCUACCAGACCCUCGCUGGCACGCACUUUCACAUGGCCGAUGUCAUCGACAAGGCUGAUCAUGCUCGCAAGCGUCGUGCUCUCUCUGCGGCGUAUGCCUUGAAGAACCUCGAGAACUGGGAGUUCAAGGUCGCUGAUAAAACAGAGCGCUUUAUUCGCGCUGCUGAUGCUGCUUGUACUUUACCCCUCAAGCAGGGCUUCAGUCGCCCUGACCCUCGGGAUCUCAAGUUUGACUACCGCGCCUUUACCAACUUCUUCACCCUCGAUGCCAUUGCCGACAUUGGUCUCAGUGAGCGUCUCGGUUUCCUAGACCAGGGCCACGAUAGAGUCAAGGCUGAGCGCAUGGACGGAACUAUUCACGAAGUCAACUAUCGCGAGUGUCUUCACUCAACAGCACGUGCCCAGUCUAUUCUCGCCUGGACCGAGAGCUGGUACGACUUUAACGUCAAGAUAUCGAAGUGGUUUUCCAAAGACUUCCGCAAGUGGUGGGACCUCAACGAAGGCUGGAACGACAUUGUGUAUCAUCGCUCGACUCAACGUCUCGAACGAUAUAAGAAAGGAGAGAAGCUACCAGACUUCUUCCAAGCCCUGAUGGAGCAUAGCGAGGCCAACCCUCCCGGCCUCGAAUGGGGAGAGAUCGUUGCUGAAGUUUCCAUCAUGAUGAAUGCUGGUUCUGAUACAACUGCCAUUGCCAUGAACAAUGUCAUGUAUUGGCUUCUCAAGAACCCAUCCUGUAUGGCCAAGCUCCGCGAAGAAGUCGACUCUGUCCUGGAUCCCGAGGAAACCGUUGCUCCUUAUGAUAAAGUCAAGCAUCUUCCCUACCUCCGGGCCUGUCUCGAUGAAUCCCUCCGCAUCACACCACCCACCACCUUUGGCCUUCCUCGCCGAACCCCUCCAGAGGGUUGGAAUAUUCUCGGCGACUAUAUCCCCGGCGAUACAACAGUCUCCAUCUCAGCAUAUGUCACACACCGAGAUCCUAAAAUAUUCCCUGAUCCUGAGUCAUACGUCCCCGAACGAUGGCUCGGAGAAAAGGGCAAGGACCUCCAACCGUACUUUAUCGCCUUCAGCGCCGGCGCUCGUGGGUGCAUCGGUCGAAACAUCAGUUACCUCGAGCAAACUGUCUUAUUGGCUAGUGUUGUACAUCGUUACGAGUGGGCGCUGCCUUACUCACAGUGGGAACCAGAGAGGCGAGAGACGAUGAAUCUUUCGCCUGGACCUAUGCCUCUCAAAGUCUGGCGUCGAGAUCUGGGGAUAGAAGAUAUUACGGAGAAGGAGGGGUAG